Molecule: messenger RNA, 1827 nt
Organism: Podarcis raffonei (Aeolian wall lizard)
Lineage: Eukaryota; Metazoa; Chordata; Lepidosauria; Squamata; Lacertidae
Gene: CTLA4
Product: cytotoxic T-lymphocyte associated protein 4
Exons: 4
Coding region: 24-623 (199 amino acids)
Biological process (GO): T cell receptor signaling pathway; negative regulation of regulatory T cell differentiation; B cell receptor signaling pathway
Cellular component (GO): membrane; external side of plasma membrane
Source: RefSeq, a predicted model, not a curated record
CUAAGAAAGCAUCAAACGUCUACAUGAAGCCAACAUCUGGCUGUGUGAUGAUUUCGAUUUUUAUCGCCCUUGUCUUUCCCAGCUUAGCUGCUGGCUUCAGCAAAGUCAUAGAAGUAACUCAACCGUCGUUCCUGGUGGUUAAAAGGGAAGAGGCUGCCCACUUUGCGUGUGAAUACAGGAAUGGUGGCAAUGCAGAGGGACUCGUGAUAACUUUACUUAAACAUCUUGGCAACGAGUCUCUCAGGAUGUGUGCUUCAUGGCUUACUGCUGGGUAUGAGCCGUUCAUUGUGAAGGAUGGCAUCAAGUGCCAAGUCCACCGUGGUUACAAUGGUGUCAACGUUACUCUGUGGGGUCUGCAGCCGACUGAUGCUGGUCUGUAUAUCUGCAAGAUGGAACGGAUUUUCCCACCACCCUACAACCAAGUCAUGGGAAGGGGAACCCAGCUCUAUGUGGUUGACACAGAUCCAUGCCCAGACCCGCAACUCUAUCUUUGGAUCACAACAGCAGUAGCUUCUGGAUUGUUUGUAUACAGCAUUUUAAUCACAACCUGCGUUAUGAGAAAGGCUAUACGGAAAAGCAGCUAUUUUACUCCUGGGGUCUAUGAGAAAAUUGUACCAAUGUAACCGGGAAAAAGAAAGGAAAACUGCCGCGGAAAAGGACGAAACGGUGUUGAUUUCUACCAAGUAACGACAGUGAAAAUAAAUGUCUAAUAAACAGGAAUGCAAUUUGUUACUUCCAGAUUGGAUCACAACAAAGAGAGAUGCAACACAUCAACAAAAGAAUACUAAAUUGACACUGCAAAGACUGGUUCUUGAGUUCCUUAGGAUGUAACCAAUUCACUCCACAGUGUGAACUCCCAAGUACCCCUCUUCUUUGCAAAAUCUCCCCACAAAUUCUUCAAUAACAAAAAUAGCAUUAUGCUUAGGGUCGGGCUAUAUACAGUCUGCAGAAUCAGCUGCUACAGCUUUUCCUAGACUGUACCACUUCAGGCUGAAAGUAGGGGUGUUGUUUACAUGUUCGAAUGCUUCCCCUCAAACAAACUGAACAAUAUAACACAACACGAUGGCCAAUAACAAUGGCACUAAACACUAUUUAUAGACUAAUACAAAUGAUCAGAAAUUACAACCAAAGUCUCUAAAUCUUCUUCACCAGUUGCAGUAGAAUAAUUCACAAGUUUGAUAUAUACAUAACCAGUCACCAAGCAUCGCCGGAACAGAGUUUCCGGAUAUCCAAUCUGUUUCGUUCAAUGCUUCAUCAGCCAAUCUUGCUCAAUUCUUCAUUAGCCAGACUUGUAAGAAUUAAUACGAGAAGCUGUGUUAUAUUGUUCAGCUUGUCUGUAUUGCAACACAGGGGUUUGUUUACAGAUCCCCUCAAACAAAAGCAUGUAGCCUUACCUUUUUCAUGUACCAUCCGGUUGUGGCUGUGUUUUGUUGUUGUUGUUUCGUUUUUACUUUCUCUAACUUGCACUGUUUAACAAAACCAAACCCUGACUCCUUCUAGAAGCAAUCCCGGCCAAUGAGGCAGAGAGACAAAGCCUAUCCUCACCCAGCCAAUUAUAUAUAGCUAUACGAUGAUGUCCGAAAGUCACAUCAGAAUAAGUACAGGGAAAACUGCCCGUACGCCAAAGAGACUUCCUGUUUAUACCAUGUAGCCUAUCAGACGAGAACAUGGGACGACAUCAUGAAUCCGCGUUGGAGGAAAGGCAAUGCACCCAUCCUCCUUGCUCCAAAACUGGCAAGUCUUCUGCUUCGCUAUAGAGUCUUCCCCAAAUGGGAGGGCGUUUAGGAGAAGCAAGUGUUUUAAUUACUUGCUUUAUGUCAACCCUAG